This is a messenger RNA of Cucurbitaria berberidis CBS 394.84, 1076 nucleotides long. RefSeq lists its product as uncharacterized. The transcript has a single exon. The record is from RefSeq and is a predicted model, not a curated record. Bases 138 to 830 code for a protein of 230 amino acids. NCBI's taxonomy places the organism in Eukaryota, Fungi, Ascomycota, Dothideomycetes, Pleosporales, Cucurbitariaceae.
CCUAUAUAUUCUUGCAAUACCAUCAGCAUACCGGAUACAUCCACAUCUAUCUGCGCGACCUUCGACUUUAGUACUACUGUUACCGUCAGCGCUUGUCACAGCAGCACAAGAAAGACCACCUGAUCGGGCAUCCCACGAUGUCUUACCUCCACCUCACCCGGACUCGCACCCGCGAGCGCACUCCGGAGUAUGAUACCAACUACUCGCGUCCCAUCGUCCGCCGAGACUCCAACAAGCGCCAACGUAACAUUACACUCUCGGAUGACGCAGAUGACGGCUACGACGACUAUCCCUACUCGUCGACUCAGAAGGCAGGCAAGCUUUCACGCGCGUUGACAGUCCGCAACCAACCAACCCAACUCGAGCGCUACAACAUCUGGCGCGACAAACACUCCGACGAAGACGAUGAGAGGCGAAGGAGCUACGAGACGAGAAGGACGUACAAGUACGCGCCUGAUCGGCAUAGCUAUUCAGACGAUGAGGAGACCUGUGACCCCGACGAGCGCGAGUUUCGGCUCAAAGUGAAGGCGACAUUCUCAAAGCCCAAGCCGUCUCCUCCCUCCCACCACCACCAUCACCAUGAUUCGCAUCUCUGGCCUGCAGAUCUCUUCCGCAGCCGUGAGAAGUGGUCAGACGAGGCGUGGGAGACGCGUGAGCGGUCUACAUCGCGAGAUCGAAGCAGCAGGAGGAGGGAUAGCGUUUGGGCAGAUGAAGAAAAGGACGAGGAGAAGGAGAGCUGGAGCCGGUAUAGGCGAAUCAAGAGGACGAAGACUGAGGAGUGGCGGCCGUUGAGUGGAUGGAGGAGGGAGAGGAUUGUUUAUGGGUCGUGAGUGCGAGCGUGCUUUUCGAUAUUUGGUACGCCUCCUAGAAUGAUUCGUGGACUGGUAUUAUAGAUUGCACCACCUCAUUAUCUCUUUCUUAUGUUGUAACGGUUGGCUGGCGCUUGGGUAGACUGUCCUGAUUGCUUCUUAGCUAGCAGUGGUAAUCGAGUGCGGCGUUAUUCUUUUAGGGGGGUUGCGAUAUACCCAGUAUGAAAGUCAGAUAGUAAUGGAGAAACUAAGCUAUGAAUCAACUUU